Ascochyta rabiei is the source of this 2949-nucleotide messenger RNA. Its product is annotated as RNAPII degradation factor. Gene Ontology annotation, molecular function: ubiquitin binding. Bases 1 to 2949 code for a protein of 982 amino acids. Gene Ontology annotation, cellular component: cytoplasm; nucleus. NCBI's taxonomy places the organism in Eukaryota, Fungi, Ascomycota, Dothideomycetes, Pleosporales, Didymellaceae. The record is from RefSeq and is a predicted model, not a curated record. The transcript is spliced from 2 exons.
AUGUCUGAAGCACAAAGCAGGCCUGCGCGAGGCCGGACCACGGCUCGCGGCGGCGGCAGAGGAGGAGGCUAUGGCUCGCGAGGGCCGCGCAACACCAACGGCGACAGCGCGUCGCCCACCGUCGACACAUCCGCAGAGCAGGGCGAGCUGGCCGAGCUGAAGAAGCGCUACCAGCCGCAAUUGACCACACUGAAGGAGCUGUUCCCCGACUGGUCCGACGCCGAUCUCGUGCUCGCCAUCGACGACGCCGACGCCGACCUGGAGCGGACCAUCGAGCGCAUCAGCGAAGGCACCGUCUCGCAGUUCAGCGAAGUCCCCAAGAAGGCCAAGGACCGGUCGCGCUCCAAAGCAGCAAAGGAGAGCUUUGCCCCUACAGACUCGUCCACCACCCGUGGUCCACGCGGCGAGGGCCCCCGACGCGGUCUUGACAGCGCCCGCGGCGGUCGUGGUCGCGGCACGGAGCGAGGCCGUGGUGGCUUCCGCGGCGGACGUGGAGGUGCUGCAACCGGACCCCGCACUGCGUCGACCUCAGUGCCCACGACCGAGUCUGCUGCAUGGGACACGCCCGCUGCCGAGCCUGGAGCUUGGGACACGAAGCCAGCGACUGCAGCCACGACCGAGACCGAAGCCAGCGCCGGCGCGUGGGGCGCGAAGCCAGACACCUCUUCUACCACCACCAACACCACCACCAACACUACCACCAACACCACCAACACCACCAACACUAACACCAACACCAACACCAACACCACCGAGCAGGCCAAGAAAAAGGACGCAGUACCCGGCACUGCAUCAGAGGUGCUGCACAACCCAGUCGAGGCCGCAAAGCACCCCAUAACCGCCGCCAAGAAGACGUGGGCCAGCAUGUUCGCAAAGCCCGCAGAGCCUACCCCUCCCAAGCCUGCCGCGAAGCCCGCCGACGCUCCCAAGGAGUCAGCCCCUGCACCAGUCGAGACACCUGCUGCCCCGGUCGCACAGGAGUCAGCUGUCCAGGCUGAGGAGCUGCCCAUCCCCCCCGUCGCAGACGAGGUCGACGAGCCCACAAUCAUCGCCGACGAGGCAACCAAGACGCCCGACAAGGCUGAAGAGCCAGUAGCUGAGCUCAACCUCACGCCCUCCAAAGACGAGCUCACAAAGGAGAAUGUGGAGCACCUGCCCGACGAGUCGCACCCGCCGCCCACCGAGACCGCGUUCAGCACCGUCGCUAGCUCCAAGGAUAUUGGAAGCGUUGGCGUAGCCACCCCGCUGAGCACAUCAGGCCAGGCUCCUAUCGGCCGCCCUGCUGUGGGAGGAUAUGCAACCACCGCACUCAAGGCAACUUCCGGAACACCACACCGCAGCGCUAGCUUCCAGAGGAAGCUCGUCGAGCAGCAGGAGGCAGUCGUCAUGCCAGGAAACCACGCCGUAGACAGGGCAGCAGUCCAGUUCGGCAGCUUGGGCCUGGGCGGCGAGGAAGAUGUCGAUGAAGACAGGGAGGAGGCCGAGACCAGGACUCAACCCCCUCAGCACUCGCCUGUCACCCAACCUAGGGCUUCAUUGCCGCCUGCGCCUCGCCAGGCCCCUCACGUCGAAGAGUCGGAGCCCGAGCAGUCUGUCCCUACACCCAAGCAGGCGCCUGGCUUGCCCCCAGCACCCCAGCAGCAGCAGCCCCUGUCGCAGCAGUCCCCUUCGAACCCGCUCGCAUCGCAGGCGAUGCAGAACCAGGGCUCGCAGUCCAGCCAGCCCUACAACCAGUUCGGACGCUACGGCCAGCAGGCCGACACCGCUGCUGCACCUUCUCAGAAGCCAUACGAUCCAUUCGGUCAGCAGAUUCCGUCGUCUUCGAAUCAGUACGACUACCCUGGCCAACAGAGCCAGGCCCAGUCACAGCCUGGCGCAUUCUCCUCGGCACCUGACAACUACUCUUCCCAGUACCUCACGUCCGAGCAGCAGCGCAACGCGUACCAGCAAUACUACCAGAACUACGGUCAACAGACACCUAGUCAGCAGGAGGCCGGCUCUGCUCAGCAGCGCACCGGCAGUGGAUUUGGCUCUGGACCCCAGGACUCUUUCUCCCAGGGUCAGCAGAGUCGAUACAACGAAGCAUCGAACAGCGGACACAACACGCCCAACCCUACUCUGGGAAGCCAGCUUCCUUCUGGACCUGCUUCGCAAAGCCAGCAACAUCACCACCAGGGACACAGCCAGCAAUCCCAGCAGGGCCAGCACGGUGGUUACCCAUACAACCACCCAUACUACGGCAGCCCGUACUAUGCCAACUACAUGAACCAAUUCGGAGGCUACGGUCAGCAGCAAGGCUACGGCAGCUUCGGAAAGGGCAUGUAUGGUCAGCCCCACCACUACGGAAUGUCCCCUCAGGCAUCGUACGACCAGCACUCGUCCUCUCCGGCUAAUGUAGGGGGCUUCGGAGCGUCCUCCAACGACCGUGGCAGUGGCUUUGGUGGUCUUGGUGAAUACGGUCGCUCAGCUUCCGGCAUGGGCCAGAACCACAGCGCCACAGCCGGUUCUGGCGGAUUCGGCGGUCUUCCUGAUACGUUCAGCCGACCUGGAUACACGGGUCAGAGCUCAUAUGGCCAGCAGCAAAGCGGCCAACAGGGUGGCGACGACUCCCUGAAGGGUUUCGGUGACUCCAAGAGCGCUGUGCCUAGCCAGUCGGCUCUGGGAGCCCAGCAAGGUCGUCCUGGAUCAGCCACUCAGAGCACCCCUAGCCAAAGCGCUCAGGGUCUGCACCAGCAGCAAUCUCACCAGCAGGGCUUCGGCGGUUACCCCAGCCACCUCGGCGGAAACAGCCAGUACGGUGGGCUCGGUGGCCUGGGCCACCAGCAGGGCGGCGGUAACCAACAGCACCAGCAGAGCGGCUACGGCAACUAUGGUGGAUUCGGCGGUGGUUACGGCGGUGGGAGCUACAACAGCCGUGCAGGCUGGGGUACCAACUAUGGGCAGCACUAG